Tympanuchus pallidicinctus (lesser prairie-chicken) is the source of this 2050-nucleotide messenger RNA. It is a transcript of the gene CTNNBIP1, whose product is annotated as catenin beta interacting protein 1. The record is from RefSeq and is a predicted model, not a curated record. Gene Ontology annotation, cellular component: cytosol; beta-catenin destruction complex; nucleus. Bases 241 to 486 code for a protein of 81 amino acids. The transcript is spliced from 5 exons. Gene Ontology annotation, molecular function: beta-catenin binding. Gene Ontology annotation, biological process: negative regulation of Wnt signaling pathway. Lineage: Eukaryota; Metazoa; Chordata; Aves; Galliformes; Phasianidae.
CCGCCGCGGUGAGUCACGACGGAGGAGGCGGCCGCUCCUCUCCUCUCUGCUCCGCACGGCUCCGCUCGCCCGCGCUCACCGCCGCCCGCACCGCAGCACGCCGGGGCCGGCCCGGCCCCGCACGCAGGGCUGUUUUCUCAUACUUCUUUCUCCAAAUCUGGCAGUUGGGAGUGAGCACGUGGAUUAUCUGAUCUUCUGUGGUUUUUAGAAGCAGGAAAUCCAGGAGCUGGCAGGAGGGGAAUGAACCGUGAGGGCGUCCCCGGAAAGAGUCCGGAGGAGAUGUACAUCCAGCAGAAAGUGAGAGUCCUGCUCAUGCUGAGGAAGAUGGGAUCAAACCUGACUGCCAGUGAAGAGGAGUUCUUGCGCACGUAUGCAGGUGUAGUGAAUAGCCAGCUUAGCCAGCUGCCUCAACACUCAAUUGAUCAGGGUGCUGAGGAUGUUGUGAUGGCAUUUUCCAGGUCAGAGACAGAAGAUAGAAGACAGUAAUUACAGGACACCUGAAUGACACAGAGCUGGAGAGAACAGUGUGAAUCCUGAAGAUAGAGGAGGAUGGCUGAGCAUUAAUAAGUUCCUUUGCCCACCCUAAGUUUUCCAUGGUUGUUCUCCUCCUUUGUAAUUUUGCUUCCCUUUGCCCAACCCUCAGAAUACAUCUCACAGCCACCUGUUCCUAUAAGUUUUUGCUACUCAACUGGGCUGUGUUAAGUAAGGACAAACCUAAAGGUGUAUUUUUGAUUGGCUCAAAGGGACAGACUGUGAUUGGCUAAAGGAAGACAAUUUUUAAACUUGACCAAUGAAAACCUUUUCUCUUACUUUAUUUUCUAUUCUAAAGUCUCUCGACAUCCUACUUCUAAAGAAGCUUUUCAUGCUGUGGUGCUUAUGUAGGUCCAGGUUGUGAAUUUGAAGAGGGUUUGAUUUGGCGCCGUAGAACUGGAAGCAAGUUGUGGUUGGUUGACGAUGCAAAUGCUUUAUCUUCAGUUGGCUUGCAGGUGUUUUGCUGACAUCAACAUUUUCAUUGCAGAAGGCUGAUGUUUUGGUGCGUUGGCUACUACUUUAUCCUUACUGACUUGGGGAAAAAGACAAAUGUGCUUUGCAAUAUUUAUUACAUCUAGACAUGUAUACAUGCUUGCUUGUUUGUUUUUGUUUGUUUUUGAUCGGCUUUGAAAUCAUGUUUUUCCUUCCCUCUUGUCUGCAGUGUUUCUGAUGCCAUCAGUUUUUCCAUACUCAUCUGCUCUGUGACCUCAAGCUCUUUUGGGAGCAUGUGUUGAAAAUGUGUUUAGUUCAGUAAGCCUACCUGUUUCAGCUGGAACAUGGAGAUCACCAGCCAUUCUGUGCUUCUGUGUGGGCUGUGCUGUGAACUCCUGGUUAAUCUGGUUGUUCAGGUGGCUUCACUCUUUGCUUCUGACAGAGGAGCUGUGGGUAUUUUGCAGGAAUUGCAAGAAUGAGAUCUAUGGCUGUGACGUGAAUUUGCCAAAUUUGUAUAGAGAAUAUGUGAACUUGUUUAAAAUACAGCAGAUAGUUCCACUUUAACUUUUUAAUUGCUGCACGAGACUAGCUCUCAUACAAGGGAAAAUUAAUGAUCGUUAACUUAUAGCCAACUUUCACUGGGCUUUAAUAAACUAAGUUCCUAGUCACUUGAAUAAUUAUAUGUGGUUUGGCUCCCUGAGACAGUUUGGUGAGAUGGAAAUUAUCUGGAUCCUGGAUAAUAGCAUUUUUCUCUAGGCACUGGUGCAAGAGGCAGCAGCACUGCAUUAAGCUGUCCAAUGGUGAGUGACAAGUGACACUCAGGUUUACUAUUUAGUAGUUGCAGGGCCUUCAGACACACACAGAUGCAUUUACAAACUUAAAAACCUGCAGUGAAAUUAGUGCAUUGACUGUUCAGGAAUCUGCACAUAGACUAUCAGAAGCCUAAAAUUCCAAGCACUGCUGCCUAAAACCUAGCACUUCAUUUCCUCUGGUGUGUGCAGGUCAUUUGUACAAUACUUCCAGAUUUUCCCAUGGGUUGCACUGAUUUUGAGAUGUUUGAAAACCUAUUAAAGCAGAAAUCCAUUCA